AUGGCUGCAAAUGUGAGGGUCUCGGGCCCGCCAAACGGCCAUUUCUUGGUGGGCUAUCCAGGGAUUGCAGCGACUUUCCCUCGUGUGGAAGGUCGAGUUGAGAUCCGACCUGGAGUCGGUGUCACCGCGCCAGUCAAUAUAUCACUUGUCACAGUCCUCCUACAACGGCGCGAAUCAAUACACCCCGCUGCAGAUAGCAUGUUGAGGGUCCGGCCGUCGGCAGUCCGGCAGGAAAUCACAGAUACCGUGGGAAAAGAGAUGCUAUUGUUCCGAUGUCCACCUGGAAAAGAGGCGGAAUCAGUACUGUGCAUGGAUCUACCAUUUGUCAUAUUCAUUCCAUAUGGUCGCGGAGGUGAGGAGAUCGCGCGGAGGGUACCGCCAGCAUCACUACAGCUGGAGAAGCGAACGGCCGAGACCUACUACGAGAUUGUGGUCACUGUACAACAAGGGCACCAGGAUCAGAGGAAACACACAUUCCCCAUUCCGAUCACGCGAUAUGACAUGCUUUCGACUUUCGGCAUGUACAAUCGUCCCGAGAGCGCAGAGUGCACGACGGACAACAUCGUCACUCUGGGCAUCAGCCUGCCGCGGUGGAGCUAUGGACCUCUGGAUCCCGUCUCGGUAUACAUUAAGAUUUCACCGAACAACGACUGGCUGAGCAGGGCACGCCGAGUGACGAUCAACUCUAUCACAGUGGCCAUUGAGGAAGAGAUUGUUUACAAUCAUGAAGGUGACGAACCACAACGGAAGACCAAAACACUCGCCAAGCAAACACAGACUGUGAACGUUCGUAUGCCAGAGGCGGGAUACAUGACGAAUCUCGGACUGGUCUUCCCGGCGCGCGAGCUUCGUGACAGCGAGGGUAUCCUUCCACGCAGCCGGAACGGCUUUCCUAUGUACCGCAUCAGCAGCUUCACGACGACGUGCACGUUGUACAAAAUUGAGUACUUCCUCACCGUUCGGGCGAACCUCAAAUCCGCACGAGACAUCGUUCUGCGGCAACCGAUUGUCGUAUGUCCAUUCGACCAUGCUAGUUGCAAGGAAGAAAUGGAAGGCAUCGAGAUCGCUGCCAAGGACCGCCGGACCAAUCCCGACAACCCAAUGUUGCCUGCUGCAUCUAUCAUCAAGGCGAACGACCCUGCUGGAUUACGAGCCCUGGGUGUGGCCGUCGUCGGUGGCCAGAGAAAACUGCUCAUCGAAUGA
This is a messenger RNA of Dissoconium aciculare CBS 342.82, 1203 nucleotides long. RefSeq lists its product as uncharacterized. The transcript has 3 exons. The record is from RefSeq and is a predicted model, not a curated record. The coding region runs from base 1 to 1203 and encodes 400 amino acids. Gene Ontology annotation, cellular component: division septum. Lineage: Eukaryota; Fungi; Ascomycota; Dothideomycetes; Mycosphaerellales; Dissoconiaceae. Gene Ontology annotation, biological process: division septum assembly.